AUCCAAAUUUUCAGAAACUAUGAAGGACCUCAUCGAAAUGGUAUCCGACUUUGCCGGUUUCCAAUACACCCCGAAAUUCAAAUCCUACACAACCCCACCGACGCCAUGUACCUCUGGAGCAACUACGCCGGUGAGGAAGCUCUCGGAGCCGGCAGUGGCUCCGUAUCCGGAGAGAAGGCAUUCGGUUAUUAUUACUGUUGGAGUGAACAAAUCAUCGAAAUUCCCCGAGCUCCAGCGACAACGAAUUGUGGAAUAAUAUCGAUUUUUUCUUCAAUUUUUAAUUUAAAGUUAGAGUAGCUUUUAAAGAAUUAAUACUUUGAAAUUGAAUUGUAACAAUGUUUGUAAAUAUGUAUAAAUAUUGAAUAUUGAUU
Molecule: messenger RNA, 371 nt
Organism: Caenorhabditis elegans
Lineage: Eukaryota; Metazoa; Nematoda; Chromadorea; Rhabditida; Rhabditidae
Gene: C08E8.3
Exons: 2
Coding region: 20-256 (78 amino acids)
Source: RefSeq, marked reviewed